This is a messenger RNA of Hemibagrus wyckioides, 2960 nucleotides long. Its product is annotated as solute carrier family 25 member 36-A-like. NCBI's taxonomy places the organism in Eukaryota, Metazoa, Chordata, Actinopteri, Siluriformes, Bagridae. The transcript is spliced from 7 exons. Bases 396 to 1331 code for a protein of 311 amino acids. Gene Ontology annotation, biological process: pyrimidine nucleotide import into mitochondrion. Gene Ontology annotation, molecular function: pyrimidine nucleotide transmembrane transporter activity. Gene Ontology annotation, cellular component: mitochondrion. The record is from RefSeq and is a predicted model, not a curated record.
UGGCAUGCGUCCUAACUAAAGAAGAGAGUGAGUUUGGGUAAAGUCUACGGUUUGGGGGGAAGAGCUGGGAUUAUGGAAAGGAGCGUCGAGGUUUGUGUGCCCAGUAUUUAUUUGCUCGGCGCUCUGUAGCUGCAGAUGGGAUAUGGAUUCGAUGUGCGUGUCGCGAAAAGGGAAAAACCAGAAUAUUUUUACGCGAACAUGUUGGUGGAGUAAGGACACUCGGCUAGUUAGCAGACUAUGCUAGCGAGUUUCUCUGUGGCGGGUUUCGUGAGCUCCACGCGGCGCUGCUGAAGUUCAGCAAGAGUACCAAGGUCACGCGACUUCCUCCGCUUUAACACACUCCUGAUAAACUCUUAUCGGUUUCUAUUGAUCUGAAGUCCGGAAUAUGUGUGAGGAUGAGUCGGAGAGACACCCUGGUUCAUCUGUUUGCUGGAGGAUGUGGUGGUACAGUGGGAGCCAUUUUGACGUGCCCUUUGGAGGUGGUAAAGACGAGGCUGCAGUCUUCCUCCAUAACGCUUUAUAUCUCCAGCGUUCAGCUCAGCACAGUGAAUGGAGCCACCAUGACCCGAGUGGCUACCCCCGGCCCCUUACACUGCCUCAAGAUGAUUUUGGAGAAGGAAGGCCCUCGUUCUUUGUUCCGAGGUCUUGGCCCUAAUCUAGUAGGAGUUGCCCCGUCGAGGGCGAUUUACUUUGCCGCCUACUCCACUACUAAGGAGCGAAUGAACAGCAUGCUGGAGCCCGACUCCAUACAGGUCCACAUGGUGUCUGCUAGCAUGGCCGGAUUCACGGCCAUCACUGCAACCAACCCAAUCUGGCUAAUCAAGACCCGACUGCAACUGGACGCCAGGAACCGUGGCGAGCGGCGGAUGAGCGCGCUGCAGUGUGUGCGACGUGUGUAUCAGACAGAUGGCCUGCGUGGGUUUUACCGCGGCAUGUCUGCAUCGUACGCCGGGAUCUCAGAGACCGUCAUCCACUUUGUGAUCUACGAGAGCAUCAAACGGCGCCUCCUGGAGACCAGAGCAGCUACUCGCAUGAACCAAGAGAACGAGACCACACGAGACGCCUCCGACUUCAUGUACAUGAUGAUGGCUGCUGCCACCUCCAAAACCUGCGCCACCUGUAUAGCUUACCCUCACGAGGUUGUCCGGACCCGGCUGAGGGAGGAAGGCACCAAGUACCGCUCGUUUCUGCAGACAGUGACUAUGGUGUUCAGGGAGGAAGGGUUCAAAGCGCUCUACCGAGGCCUCACCACCCACCUAGUGCGCCAGAUCCCCAACACCGCCAUCAUGAUGGCCACCUACGAGCUCGUCGUCUACCUUCUCGACCGCUAACCUCAUCACCCGACCUGAAAAAGGCUCAGAUUUGGAAAAGCUGCUGCUCAUAGUGCCAAUAGAAUCUCCUACUCCAAAGACACAAAUGUCAAGAGGAAAUUUAAAACAUUUUAGAGCGUGCAUUAGGAAGAAGACACUUGGAGACUGCACCAUUGUGAUGGGCGUAACAAACAAAAGAGGAAACGUAUAUUUUUCCAAUGAAGUUGCCCGGUGUAUGCUAAUCUGCUUCCAAAGUGUAAGAACGAACACACUCAAAGAUGCUUGAAGAAACACGAGAACUGUUUGAACAGUGCUUAUUUACCUUUAACAGAAAUCAGCACGUUUUCAGUGACUGUUAUGUUUUUGUUUGCAUUUACACAAAAGCAAGAUGGUUAUUCUUAUGUAAAAUAAGAGACUUUAAAAGUAGUGGAUGGUCAAAUGUACGUGGCAUUGUCCUGAUAUUUGCCGGCGUGCAGACUCUGGGCUGUUCGGUCAAGCCGACAUUAAAAAAAACGAUGCACUUAGAUGCCAUAAGGAAGCAGGAGUUCUCCUGUUCCAGCCCUGCAGCGGUGUGGGGGCGUUUAAACAGGGUUGUAUGUGUGAAUAUGGUGUGUACAUAUCUAUGUUUUGUAUAUUUUGUGUCUUUUUUUUUUUUUUUUUUCUGACUAAAUGGUUGCUUUUGCUUAAUAUAUUAUUAACACAUGAAUGUAUAUGCAAAUGUGACCAAAGUAGGAACUUGGUCUUACUAAAGCCGUUACUGAUUUGCCACUUCGAUGGUCUCGUCACCUGUUUGAGUUUUAUGUGGGAGGAAAAUAUUUCAAUCUUUUUUGUUUUUCAGUCUAUGAGCAACAAACGUUGCAUUUUGUGGAUGCCAAAUUCUGGAGACCCCUGUACCCCAAAUUCACUCGGUCAGCCACUUUUUAGAUGCUUAUUAUUUUGUAUGAGACCUACAAGGUUAAUGUAACUACCAAGUAAUAGAAGGUUGUAUAUAUAUUCCUGAGUCACACAUUUUCCUCACAGGCUCAGUAACUCAAUAUGUACAUAAAUAGUUUAAUACACUUCAAUAAAAUGACUAUUGUAACUCAAUCGGCUCUUAUUUUAGAAUUAACCGUCCACCUGUGAGCCACAUUUCCUGCAUAAACCUAAUGCUUGAGUGUGCUAAGAAUGAUUGUGGUACUUGCUUCAGCACAAACCUAUGACUGAGCUUUUAGAAACUUUAUAAGCAUGAUGGUUUAACAUUAGUUAUAGCAACUGCUAAAUUGUUGCCUUUAACAUUGUAGCUAUAGUGCAAGCAGAAUGUUCUCAAAUGAUUCCUGGCUGACCGACUAAACUUGGGGUACACGCUGUGGAGGAUGGUGAGAUGCUGAGUUUUUGGGAUGUAUGUAAUUUUGUUUUCCUUUCUUUUUUUUAUUUGAUCACAAUGCAAUCCUAGUUCAUUUCUUCCUUUAAUGUUGCUGUAUUUUUAUUUAUGUAUCUGUCGUUUUUUUUUGUCACUCACUCCAAACUUCCUCCCACCAGAGCGUCCAGUGUUCAUCUCACUCAGUAUUGUGUUUAUAAUCUUCAUCUUCAUCGUCCUUUUAUCACAUAUACUGAUUGCUCCACAGCUGAGAAAUGUUCACAAACCUUCACAAUAAAAGCAUAUGCAUUGGU